Molecule: messenger RNA, 3711 nt
Organism: Capra hircus (goat)
Lineage: Eukaryota; Metazoa; Chordata; Mammalia; Artiodactyla; Bovidae
Gene: ASIC2
Product: acid sensing ion channel subunit 2
Exons: 10
Coding region: 1174-2871 (565 amino acids)
Biological process (GO): sodium ion transmembrane transport
Cellular component (GO): membrane
Molecular function (GO): ligand-gated sodium channel activity
Source: RefSeq, a predicted model, not a curated record
CGGAGCCGCCGGGCCGGCGAGCCGAGGAGCAGGUGCUGGAAACCCAGCCGCGCCAGCGUCGCGCGGCCGCUGCCCAAGUUCGCCCGGGGGCCCCGAGGAGGGCCGGGCAGGCGGGAGGCGAGCGCAGCCGGCGCGGCCGCCACCGCUGGGCUGAGAGUCUCCAGAGGAGCCGGGCGCGCGGAGCAGCGAGUCCGGGUCACCCCCGAGAGGAGUAGCCGGGGCUCCGCAGUCCCCAGCUCCUGGAGCACCGGGGCAGGAAAAAGAAGAGGCGAGGAACGGCGAGAUCGGGCUUUUCUGGAGAUUCGAGGCACUUCGCAGAGCCGUGCCGGGGAGAGAAGCGACACUUCCCUUUGGCCAGCAGCUUUGAUGGAGCCCGUCGGCCGGCAGCCUCCGGCGGGACCCUGAGACGCCCCCAGCCCCGGGCGAGGGCCGUCACAUUGCAACGCAGGACGCGGGCGGCGCAGGACUCGGGGGAGCCUUAGCAGGUCUUCACCGAGCGCAGCCGGCGGAGCAGUUAGGAGGGUCCCGGAGGAAAGGGAAAGAGGGCCAGCAGGGCGACCGCUGAUCCCGGUACACACCCACCCCACCCGCCCAGCCAGGAGCGGCCGCGAGCCUCUGGGGGCGCUCGUCCCCCGGCACCUUCUCCCCACCGUGUCCCAGCACCGCGGGCCACCGGCGGGGGGCCCUUGGGGAUGUCCGAAUCAGGCAUGGUGGCCGAGUGGCUGCUCUCCCGGGACCAGCGUAAAAGCUGGGGUUAGGCGGAGCCCGGAGGGACUCAGCUCAGGGUACCCCGAGGUCCAGGACAAGGGGACGCGGGUGCAGCACCCAGGGACCGGAGAGGCGGCGCCCAGCGGGGCCGCUCCAAAGGCAGUGGCCGGCGUCGGGCAUCCUCAGGAGGACUCGGAGCCAGGAGAGCCUGGGAGGCGCUCGGGAAGGCCCGUGCCAGGGGCGGCGGGCCGAGGCGGGCUCGGUCCCGGGCGGACGCCCGCGGAGGCGGCGGUGGCGGCGCCGGGCGGGCAUGCCGCGCCACCGGAGCUCCUUUCGGGCGCACGCUUCCCUGGCGCGGGCUGCGCGCGGCGGCUGCCGCUGCUGCUUCCAUCGCUGCUGCGGACUUCCAUGGCGGCUCCGCCCGGCCGGGGCCGCCGCCGCUGCCGCCAGCCGCGGACUGAAUGAAUGAGCCGGAGCGGCGGAGCCGGGCGGCCCGCGGCCGCACUCACCGGCCCGGGACGCUUCCGCAUGGCCCGCGAGGAACCGGCGCCCGCGGCGGUGGCGGCGGCCGGGCAGCCCGGGGGCGGCCGGGGCGGCGAGCGCGAGCGAGCGCUGCAGGGGCCGGGGGGCGCCCGCAGGGGGCGGCCGUCGCUGAGCCGCGCUAAACUGCACGGGCUGCGGCACAUGUGCGCGGGGCGCGCGGCGCCCGGGGGCUCCUUCCAGCGGCGGGCGCUCUGGGUGCUGGCCUUCUGCACGUCCCUCGGCUUGCUGCUGUCCUGGUCCUCGAACCGCCUGCUCUACUGGCUCAGCUUCCCGUCGCACACGCGUGUGCACCGCGAGUGGAGCCGCCAGCUGCCCUUCCCCGCCGUCACCGUGUGCAACAACAACCCGCUGCGCUUCCCGCGCCUCUCCAAGGGGGACCUCUACUACGCCGGCCACUGGCUCGGGCUGCUGCUGCCCAACCGCACGGCGCGCCCGCUGGUCAGCGAGCUGCUGCGGGGGGACGAGCCGCGCCGCCAGUGGUUCCGCAAGCUGGCCGACUUCCGCCUCUUCCUGCCUCCCCGCCACUUCGAGGGCAUCAGCGCCGCCUUCAUGGACCGCCUGGGCCACCAGCUCGAGGACAUGCUGCUCUCCUGCAAGUACCGCGGCGAGCUCUGCGGGCCGCACAACUUCUCCUCCGUGUUUACAAAAUAUGGGAAGUGUUACAUGUUUAACUCAGGCGAGGAUGGCAAGCCUCUGCUCACCACGGUCAAGGGGGGUACAGGCAACGGGCUGGAGAUCAUGCUGGACAUUCAGCAGGAUGAGUACCUGCCCAUCUGGGGCGAGACAGAGGAAACGACGUUUGAAGCAGGCGUGAAGGUUCAGAUCCACAGUCAGUCUGAGCCGCCUUUCAUCCAAGAGCUGGGCUUUGGUGUGGCACCAGGGUUCCAGACUUUCGUGGCCACACAGGAGCAGAGGCUCACAUACCUGCCCCCGCCGUGGGGCGAGUGCCGGUCCUCCGAGAUGGGGCUCGACUUCUUUCCCGUUUACAGCAUCACCGCCUGUAGGAUCGACUGUGAGACCCGCUACAUCGUGGAGAACUGCAACUGUCGCAUGGUCCACAUGCCAGGGGAUGCCCCUUUCUGUACCCCUGAGCAGCACAAGGAGUGUGCAGAGCCUGCCCUAGGUCUGCUGGCAGAAAAGGACAGUAAUUACUGUCUCUGCAGGACCCCCUGCAACCUGACCCGCUACAACAAAGAGCUCUCCAUGGUGAAGAUCCCCAGCAAGACAUCAGCCAAGUACCUCGAGAAGAAGUUUAACAAAUCAGAAAAAUAUAUCUCAGAAAACAUCCUCGUUCUGGAUAUAUUUUUUGAAGCUCUCAAUUAUGAGACCAUCGAACAGAAGAAGGCAUAUGAAGUCGCUGCCUUACUUGGUGAUAUUGGUGGUCAGAUGGGACUGUUCAUUGGUGCUAGUAUCCUUACAAUACUAGAGCUCUUUGAUUAUAUUUAUGAGCUGAUCAAAGAGAAGCUAUUAGACCUGCUUGGCAAAGAAGAGGAGGAAGGGAGCCACGAUGAGAAUGUGAGCACUUGUGACACGAUGCCAAACCACUCCGAAACCAUCAGCCACACUGUGAACGUGCCCCUGCAGACGGCCCUGGGGACCUUGGAGGAGAUUGCUUGCUGACGGCCCUCGGACGACCCGGCACCACCACCCCCCACCCCCAAAGAGACCUGGCCUGGGACCAGGACAGGGGACCGCAGGCUCAGGUGGGGUGGCCCCUGCCCACCGAUGGAAAGAAGCAAGAGCCCCCUAUGCACACAUAGCAAACUCUGCUGAAACCUCGCUCCGGCCACGUCUGGCACGACGCGUCCUCGGGCCCCGCCGCCGCCGCGCGUCCGACCCUCUUAGGAGAAGCGAGUCCCGCCCUGAAACUGUCCGAGAACCGACCCGCCGUCACAUCUCACUGCCAGACGUACGAAGCACUGCAUGCUCCGACCCUCACGGCCCCGCGUCCGCGUCUUUCUCUGUCCGCGACCCUCGCCGUGCGGUUUCCAGCAGCCCUGCAGGGGGACCGGGUUCCAGCGCCGAGGUGCACCACCACGAGGCCGCGCAGGAAUCACACCUGCACACUCCAGAGGGAACCCGCAGAGCCCUGGACGCUGUCCGGUCCUCCUGUCGUUUGUGAAGGUUCUUAACCUGCCCACCCAGCCCGCCCUCCGCCUCCCCACGCCGGCCCACAGGGUGCCCGGGGCCGCCCUCCUCCCCUCCCAGGGGCCCGAGACGGAGGGGCGGCGGCCGGGGGGACACAGCCGCGGGGCCCACGCCGUCGGCUCUCCCUGUGACACGGCUUGUACAGUCUGAUUCUGUCUCUUCGCGAGGGGGGGGCUUUUUGUUUGUUUGUUUGUCGGAGAUAUGUUUCCUUUCCUUUUCUGAAUCUGGGUUUCGAUGUUCCGAGCUUUGGUUUGGUUUUUCCAUUUUCUCUGGCGUUUAUUUAUUCGUGCUUCCAAUCACGGUCAUAUUAAA